AGCGGCGGCGCGCUUUCCGGUGCCGUGACCGGGAAGGGUUUCCCUGCAGUUCCGGGGUCUCCCGGUGGGAGCAGCUCGCACGUGUGGGAGCGGUCCGGCCCGACCGCCGCCAUGGCGGCCGUGCGGGUGGAGGAGGUGCUGGCUGCCGCCGAGGAGCAGGAAGCUGAGAAGCGGCGGAGCGUGGUAGUGGAGAAGGAGCUGGAACUGGAGUUCGACCUGGGCAACCUGCUGGCUCUGGACCGCAACCCGCCGCCGGCGGCGGGGCUGCGCGGGGCCGGCCCGCAGCGGGAGGCGCAGCUGCUGGCGCUGGCCCGCGACAACACGCAGCUGCUGGUGGCCCAGCUGUGGGAGCUGCCGGCCGAGCGCGCCGGCGGGGCGGGAGGGCCGCUGGUGGCGCGGCUGCCCGAGCCGACCUUCCGGCUGCCGCGGGAGAAGCCGCCGCCGCGACCGAAGCCGCCGACACGGUGGGAGCAGUUCGCGCGACUGAAGGGCAUCCGGCGGCGCAAGCGGACUUCGCUGGUGUGGGACGAGCAGGCCAAGGAGUGGCGACGGCGCUGGGGUUACCGGCGGGCCGGCGGUGACCCGGCCCGCGCCUGGCUGGCGGAGGUGCCGGCGGGCGCAGACCCGGAGGAGGACCAGUUCGCCCGGCUGCGGCGGGAGAAGCGGGAGCGCGUGGCGCGUAACGAGCUGAACCGACUGCGCAACCUGGCCCGGGCCCACCGGGCCGGGACCGUCGUCCCCGCCGCUCCCCUCCACCCCACCGGCCACCAGAGCAAGGAGGAGCUGAGCCACGUCGCCCGGGUCGCCCGCGUCUCCACCGCGUCGCUCGGCCGCUUCCAGCCACGGCUGCCCAAGGAGUCAGCAGAGCCGCCAUCCCGCAGCGGCGGCAGGAAACGCCGCUUCGAGCCGCUGCUGGGCAACCUGGCGGCGGAGCGCAGCCGGCAGCUGGAGCUACUGAAGAACAUGAGCAGCAAGAAGCCUGUCCUCGACAUCACCCGUGCUGUCAACAAGCAGCUGCGCCAGGAGGAAGCCGAGGCGGCCGCCGCCAAGGGCAAGAAGCAGUCGCAGCGGGGGAAGCGCGGCCGCCGGCAGCAGCGGACUGGCCGCAGCAGCAAGAAGAGUGCGGCCCGGCGACAGCAGCAGCGGCCUGGGGGCGGCAGCACUGGUGGCAGCAAGAGGAAGAAAGCAUGACAGACUACAUGGAGCUCGGGGCUUCGGGCACCUGCUGAGGUGUGGGAAGGGACUGUCACUGCCAGCCUACUGCCUCGUGCUCUAUUCCCACACCUAUUUGUCAAUAAACAUGGUCCAGCCUUUCUUAAAA
Melopsittacus undulatus (budgerigar) is the source of this 1321-nucleotide messenger RNA. It is a transcript of the gene RRS1, whose product is annotated as ribosome biogenesis regulator 1 homolog. Gene Ontology annotation, molecular function: protein binding. Gene Ontology annotation, cellular component: preribosome, large subunit precursor; nucleolus; nucleus. Bases 112 to 1191 code for a protein of 359 amino acids. Gene Ontology annotation, biological process: endonucleolytic cleavage in ITS1 to separate SSU-rRNA from 5.8S rRNA and LSU-rRNA from tricistronic rRNA transcript (SSU-rRNA, 5.8S rRNA, LSU-rRNA); ribosomal large subunit biogenesis; ribosome biogenesis. The record is from RefSeq and is a predicted model, not a curated record. NCBI's taxonomy places the organism in Eukaryota, Metazoa, Chordata, Aves, Psittaciformes, Psittaculidae. The transcript has a single exon.